Molecule: messenger RNA, 1515 nt
Organism: Penicillium robsamsonii
Lineage: Eukaryota; Fungi; Ascomycota; Eurotiomycetes; Eurotiales; Aspergillaceae
Gene: xanG
Product: cytochrome P450 monooxygenase xanG
Exons: 3
Coding region: 1-1515 (504 amino acids)
Molecular function (GO): iron ion binding; monooxygenase activity; oxidoreductase activity, acting on paired donors, with incorporation or reduction of molecular oxygen
Source: RefSeq, a predicted model, not a curated record
AUGACAAUCCUCUCCAUCCUUCUCUCAACUCUGCUAACCCUCCUUCUCCCCCCUCUUCUCUUCCUAACCUGGUACCUCCACAUCCCCCGAACUCUCCCCAACCUCCCCCGAAUCCCAAUCUACGUCUCAAUCCUCGGCCUCUGGUCCUCACUGGGACAGGACGAGAUCUACGAACGCUGGUUCCGGACCCCCCUAGAGAAACACGGUGCCGUGAUAGUCUGGUUCGCCGGACGAUGGAGUAUCCUCGUUUCAAGACCGGAUUGGUUAACCGAUAUGUUCCGCAAUGAACAACUCUACGCGAAAUCAGGGAGUCAGAUUAAGAUCCCGCAUGCUGUUAUUGCGACGCUUGUUGGGGAUAAUAUUAUCAAUGCACAUGGCGAGAAUUGGAGACUUUAUACGGGGAUUAUGAAGGCGGGAUUGCAGAAGAAGGUUUUUGAAACGAGUUCUUUGUUGAAACAGUCGAGGAAGUUGGUUGAUGUUUUGCUUGAAUUGCAGAAAGGGACUGGUGUUGAUAGUGGGAUUUUGGUUAAUGAUGAUGUACAGAAAUGGGCUGUGGAUGUUAUGGGUGAGAAUUUUCUGGACUUGGAGUUGAAGAGCCUGGGCCAACCAAACGGCACCGUCCGAAUCGAAUCUCUCCAAUCAAUUAUCAAAGCAACCCUCUUCAAACCAAUGUACUUCAGCUUCCCCGAUCUCGACCACUUCCCCUGGCUCCUCCCAUCCCGUAAACGCGCCUACAACAUCAUGCACGAAUUCGAUAACCGUCUCUACGACAAGAUAAUGGCAAUGCUCCACAAACGCGAUGAAACAGAUCACACCGAAGAAAUGGUCUCACAUAUGCUCGGCAAAGCCUACAAAUCCGGCCUCGUAACCGAGAAGCAAUUCCGAGACAAUCUAAAAAUAACCUUCCUAACAGCUCAUGAAAACGCCCAACAACUCGUAACCUCAAUGUUCUGGCAACUGGGCACACGACUCGAUAUCCAGGAUCGACUACGGGUUGAGAUCCUCGAAACGGCAAAAACACACCCGAACCCAUCACAGGAAAUCAUCAAUAGUCUACCGUAUCUCACAGCCGUGGUGUUGGAACUACUUCGUCUAUUCCCACCUGUUUGUCAACUGAUUAACCGUGUUGCAUUGCAACCUGCGAUGCUGGGUGGAGAACUUCCUAUUGCGAAGGGGACGUUUGUAGGAUGGAAUGCGUGGGCGGUGCAUAGUAACCCCGCUGUCUGGGGUGAUGAUGCGCGAGAGUUCCGGGCUGAGAGGUGGGGGGAGAGUAUUGAGGAGAUGCAGGGGAGGUUUCGGAGGGAGACUGUCAAGGGGACUUAUAUUCCGUUUAAUGCUCAUAAGCGCAAGUGUCUCGGGCAGGGGUUUGCGUUGUUGCAGGUGAAGAUUUUGUUGUUUGUUUUGCUUGGGAGGGUUAGUUGGGUUGUUGAUCCUGGAUAUCGGUUGAAGAUGACGCCGGGCGGGAUCUUGGCGCCGCUGGGUUGUCGGGUUAUGUUGACCGAGCUGAAGUCGUGA